CACUAGCACAAUCUCACACCCAUAGAGAUCUAGCCAUGGAGCUCGCCAUGCUGGCCAUCCGCCCCCUCCUCCCGAAGCUGGGGAGCCUGCUCGCAGCCGAGUUCACCUUGGAGAAGCGCGUGAGGAAAGGCAUCGACACCCUCAACAGGGAGUUGAAGCUGAUGCAUGCCGCACUCAGCAAGGUGGCCAAAGUGCCGCCGGAUCAGCUCGACGAGGGGGUAAAGAUCUGGGCAGGAAUGGUGAGGGACCUGGCCUACCACAUGGAGGACAUCAUCGACACCUUCAUGGUGCGCGUGUAUGAUGGAUCUUCCAACCCGAAGAACAGAGUGAAGAAGUUACUUAAGAAGACAGGCAGAUUAUUUAGUAAGGGUAAAGAUCACCAUCGAAUCUCCGAUGCUCUAAAACAAGCGGUUGCUCAAGCCGAACAGUUGGCUGAGCAGCGCCAAAGGUACGAGGUGGAGAUGCCAGACACCGGCCAUGGUAUUAGCAUUGAUCCUCGCAUCAAGGCUAUGUACACAGAUGCGACGGAGCUCGUUGGGAUCGAGGAACCACGAGAAGAGUUGAUCAACAUGUUACUUCAGGGUGAUGAUCGGUCGAAUAAUCCAUUGAAGACGGUCUCUAUUGUUGGAUUUGGUGGGUUAGGCAAGACAACUCUUGCCAAAACAGUGUAUGACAAGAUCAAAGUGAAAUUUGAUUGUCGUGCCUUUGUGUCGGUUUCUCAGAAUCCCGACAUAAAGAAAAUAUUGAAGGAUAUUCUUUUUGGGCUUGACAAGGACAAGUAUGCAAAGAUAUAUAAUGUAUCACGAGAAGCAAGCCAUCUCAUAGACGAACUCAUUGAAUUCCUCAAUGACAAAAGGUACCUCAUCAUAAUUGAUGACAUAUGGGAUGAGGAAUCAUGGGAAAUAAUCAAGCUUGCUUUCUUCAAGAAGAGUCCUGGAAGUCGAUUAAUCACGACAACCCGCAAUGUCAGUGUCGCUAAAGCAUGUUGCACUUCUACUGAUGAUAUUUAUAGAAUGAAACCUCUUUGUGAUGAUGUCUCAAGAAGGCUCUUCUGUAAAAGAGUAUUUUCUCCCAGUGAAGGAUGUCCUGAUGAGUUGUUGGAAGUAUCUCAACACAUCUUGAAGAAAUGUGGUGGAAUACCAUUAGCCAUUAUCACUAUAGCAAGUCUUCUGGCUAAUAAUCACCAGAUGAAAACAAAGGACCACUGGGAUGCCGUGCUCAAGUCCAUUGGUCGUGGACUCACAGAAGAUCGCAAUGUAAAGGAGAUGAAGAAGAUAUUAUUAUUUAGCUAUUAUGAUCUACCUUCUUAUCUUAAGCCAUGCUUAUUGUAUCUAAGUAUCUAUCCAGAAGAUCACCUGAUUAUGAGAUGCCAGCUAAUAUUGAAGUGGAUAUCUGAAGGUAUCGUUUAUAGUGAAGAAGAAGAAACUAGCUUAUAUGAGCUCGGAGAUAGCUACUUCAAUGAGUUAGUAAACAGAAGUAUGAUCCAGCCGAUAGGUAUUGAUUGGGAAGAGAAAGUAAAAGCUUGUCGUGUACACGACAUGGUGCUUGACCUCAUAUGUUCAUUGGCUAGUGAAGAGAACUUUGUCACUAUAUUGAAUGGCACCAAGAGGAAAAUUCCUGACUCGCAAAGCAAGGCCCGAAGAUUGUCAGUCCAAAAUAGCAAUGUCGAAGUGGCUACCAUCAGUAUGGCACAAGUAAGAUCAAUUUCCGUUUUCACAAAUGAUGAUGUUGACCAACUGUACAAAGUUUCAAGCUGUCAAGUUUUGCGUGUGUUGGACUUGGAAUAUUGUCCUUCUCCGGAUACUUGGAAUUUUUUGCAUUUGAGGCAGCUACGACUGGAAGGUUAUGGUGGUAAGGAGCUUCCAGUGGAAAUAGGAAAGCUAUUGUUUUUGCAAAUCCUGGAUAUUAGUGGAACAAGGAUAAAAGAAAUACCUUCAAGUGUUGUUGGACUUAGACGUCUGAUGUACUUGGAUGUUGGCUGGGAUGUGAAGCUCCCGUCUGGGGUUGGUAAUUUAACUUUCCUAGAAGUGCUAAUGGGACUGACAGUGGGUAAAACACGGAGAUCUUCUGACAGUUGUAAUCACCAUAUUGUGAAAGAGCUGUGCAAUUUGACCAAGCUGAGAGUGGUCCAGCUUUCCUGGAGAGUUUUGGAUGAGAACAUCACAAAAACUUUGGCGGAAUCCCUAAGUAAUCUCCGCAAAUUGCAAGUGCUAGAAAUUUAUGGUGAGAAAGGUGGACAUGGCGAUCUCAUGCACGAAGGUUGGGUGCCCUCUCAACAACUCCGUAGAGUAUUCAUUACGGAUUCCUUGCCGUCGACACUGUCAGCAUGGAUUAAUCCUUCAUCACUUCCUCUCCUGUCGUGCCUGGUAAUAACUGUUAGUAAAGUGCGCCCGGAGGACAUCCUGCUUCUUGGGAUGUUGCGCGCCCUUCGUUAUCUCUGUCUGGGCGUUGAUGGAUAUUGGUGCCCGGGAGAGCUGCGGGUAGUAGCGGAAAUGGAAAAGUCUGUUGUUACUGCUGACGCAUUUCCAUGUGUGGAAGAGUGCAUCUUCUAUGGUAUCGCCAUUGCGCCGUCUAUAUUUCCACGAGGAGCCGCACCAAGGCUUAGAAAAAUUCACUUCAGCUUCCUAGCUAGGUGGAUCGGCCAUGGCGAUAUUGAUUUGAGCAUGGGGCACCUCCCCUCCCUCAAGGAAGUCAGGGUUUCCCUUAUGCGUGGGGAAGCCAGCAAUGAGGUGCUGGAGGAUGCGGAGGUGGCUCUGAGGGCCGCAGCGGCACACCAUCCCAACCGCCCCGUCAUUAAAAUCUACAAAUAGGAACAGGUGGAUUCAUCAAAUCCUGCAAUUCCAUCAGGUACAACUCAGGGUGGACACGGUCCGGGCCGGUCCGGUCCCUCACCGAGCCACCCUUUGGACCGACCGGCAGCGGUCCGGACCGGACCGGACCGACCAGCCACGCGGUUCAGUUUUCACGGACCGGACCGGCGGCGGCAAAGCCCGGGCUGGACCGAGCGGACCGGCCAAUAACCACCGGCGGCGAGGUGCAGGGGGCAGCGGAGUUGUGGGCGACGUGCGUGAGUGCUGUUGCGAGGUGGGCGACAUGCGCAAGCGACGGCGACAAGGUGGGCGAUGUGCCGUCGAAAGUGCGCGGCUGUUAGCCAUGAACCUUCCUUAGCAGUUUUUCUGUAGUAUGCAACUAAGGCUGGUCACAAUGGGCAAGAACAUAAGCUAGUAAC
This is a messenger RNA of Triticum dicoccoides, 3229 nucleotides long. Its product is annotated as disease resistance protein PIK6-NP-like. Lineage: Eukaryota; Viridiplantae; Streptophyta; Magnoliopsida; Poales; Poaceae. Gene Ontology annotation, molecular function: ADP binding. Gene Ontology annotation, biological process: defense response to other organism. The record is from RefSeq and is a predicted model, not a curated record. Bases 36 to 2810 code for a protein of 924 amino acids. The transcript is spliced from 3 exons.